Molecule: messenger RNA, 2986 nt
Organism: Mandrillus leucophaeus (drill)
Lineage: Eukaryota; Metazoa; Chordata; Mammalia; Primates; Cercopithecidae
Gene: TXNDC15
Product: thioredoxin domain containing 15
Exons: 6
Coding region: 714-1760 (348 amino acids)
Biological process (GO): cilium assembly
Cellular component (GO): cilium
Source: RefSeq, a predicted model, not a curated record
AUUGCCCUGUAAGGUAAAUCAGUUAAAAUCAACCUCUCCUGCCCUGAGUUGAUAGGUAGGGUUAGGGUUGCCAGAUGUCACAAAGUUACAGAAUGCUCAGUUUUAGGGUAUAUCCCUUAUUCAAUAAGGGUUACAGUAAAAAAUAUUCAUUAUGUGAAAUUCAAAUAUAACUGGGUAUCAGGUAUUCUAUGUGGCAACCCUAGGUAGGGGAGUACGGGUAAGGCAAGAGAUUAGAAGAUUUGCAGCCUCCAAGGUUUCUGCACCUCGAUGGGACACUAGAAAGGAAGGCUUCUGGGCCUUUCUGGCUCUGGGAAUGAAGCAUGGAAAACCCUCCCUACGGGGGCGCAGGGCUUCAAGCAGCCAAGCCCUGACUUCCGAGGGAAGAAAGGAGGCCAUGGGCCUCUGCCAGAGCCCUGCUCUGAACUCUAUGGUCAGCAGAGUUCAAAACGACCUGCGACGUCUGGCGCUUAGCUCCUAAUGGGGUCUCCAGUCCAGCGGCGACGGCCAGCGGCUAGACGCCAUCCGCCCGACUCCAAGAUGGCGCCCGCCACAGCUGCCAGGUGUUAAGAUGGCGGCGCGGGGCCGCGCCCGCGCUCCCACACUCUCCUCCCCCAGCCUCCCUCGGGCUGGUAGCACGACUCGCGUAGCCGUGCGCGGGUUGCCUUUCGGCCUGGGCAGUGGUCCUGGCUGCCGGUCGACGACCGCCCCGCGUCAUGCGGCUCCUCAGCUGGUGGCAAGUACUGCUGUGGGUGCUGGGGCGUCCCGUCCGCGGCGUGGAGGUUGCAGAGGAAAGUGGUCGCUUAUGGUCAGAGGAGCAGCCUGCUCACCCUCUUCAGGUGGGGGCUGUGUACCUGGGUGAGGAGGAGCUCCUACAUGACCCGAUGGGCCAGGACAGGGCGGCAGAAGAGGCCAAUGCGGUGCUGGGGCUGGACACUCAAGGCGAUCACAUGGUGAUGCUGUCUGUGAUUCCUGGGGAAGCUGAGGACAAAGUGAGUUCAGAGCCUAGCGGCGGCACCUGUGGCGCUGGAGGAGAGGAGGACUCAAGGUGCAACCUCCGAGAGAGCCUUUUCUCUUUGGAUGGUGCUGGAGCACACUUCCCGGAUAGAGAAGAGGAGUAUUACACAGAGCCAGAAGUGGCGGAAUCGGACGCAGCCCCGACAGAGGACUCCAAUAACACUGAAAGUCUGAAAUCCCCAAAGGUGAACUGUGAGGAGAGAAACGUUACUGGAUUAGAAAAUUUCACUCUGAAAAUUUUAAAUAUGUCACAGGACCUUAUGGAUUUUCUGAACCCAAACGGUAGUGACUGUACUCUAGUCCUGUUUUACACCCCGUGGUGCCGCUUUUCUGCCAGUUUGGCCCCUCACUUUAACUCUCUGCCCCGGGCAUUUCCAGCUCUUCACUUUUUGGCACUGGAUGCAUCUCAGCACAGCAGCCUUUCUACCAGGUUUGGCACCGUAGCUGUUCCUAAUAUUUUAUUAUUUCAAGGAGCUAAACCAAUGGCUAGAUUUAAUCAUACAGAUCGAACACUGGAAACACUGAAAAUCUUCAUUUUUAAUCAGACAGGUAUAGAAGCCAAGAAGAAUGUGGUGGUUACUCAAGCUGACCAAAUAGGCCCUCUUCCCAGCACUUUGAUAAAAAGUGUGGACUGGUUGCUUGUAUUUUCCUUAUUCUUUUUAAUUAGUUUUAUUAUGUAUGCUACCAUUCGAACUGAGAGUAUUCGGUGGCUAAUUCCAGGACAAGAGCAGGAACAUGUGGAGUAGUGAUGGACUGAAAGAAGUUGGAAAGAGGAACUUCAAUCCUUCGUUUCAGAAAUUAGUGCUACAGUUUCAUACAUUUUCUCCAGUGAUGUGUUGACUUGAAACUUCAGUCAGAUUAAAAGAAUCAUUUGUUGAACAACUGAAUGUAUAAAAAAAUUAUAAACUGGUGUUUUAACUAGUAUUGCAAUAAGCAAAUGCAAAAAUAUUCAAUAGAGUGGAGUAUUCUUGUUUUUACUGCAUGAACUUAAUCCAGUAUUUGAAAAGUAAUCCAGUUUGAAAUGUGAAGAUGUAUUCUGGUAGAACAGUGAGUAGAAUGACGUGCUUACUAUACAGAAGGCAAAAAUAGGACUCUCAGAUAAUAGUUUUAGGAAACCCUUGAUUUCUUAUAUAUGUUUAAGAAGGUUAGUUUUCUGUUUCUUUGCAAUUUUUCUUCCAGAGUCCAUAGCAGGAAAGUAUGUAACGAGAAUUGGUUAGUGUGACCCCCUCAAGUAGCAAGUGAUGGAAAAUAAAAGAAUCAAAUACCUUGAUGUUUGUGAUCUCUACUUUCACUCAAAAAAUUUGAAGUGUUUUAAGUUGUUUCUGGGUAAGGGAGAUGUUAGGAGAAAGGAAAUGCUGUAACUAAAGCUCAAUUAUUAUCAGUUCUAUGCUAAUGUAUACAUUUUAAUCAUAGUUAUCUAACCAGCAUGCAUUAAUUGAACCUUAAAAUGUUCGCAGCAGGCUGGUCUCAAACUCCUGACCUCAGGUGAUCCACCUGCCUCAGUCUCCCAAAAGUGUUGGGAUUAAAGGUGUGAGCCACUGCGCCUGGCCUAAACAAACUUUUUGAAAAGCUGUUUCUAAAAGAUCCCUUAAAUUCAGAUAUGACAGCUAAUUACCGCAUCAUAAAUUACUUUUAUACUAAUUGUUUCCAGGGUUUUAGAGUAGUUGCACGUUUAUUUCAUGAGGCACCCUAAAUUCUAUAGAAAUAAAACCUCAGAUGAGUCUCCUUCUUAGAGUGUUAUAAUGAAUGGGAGUUUACAACUUUUAUGUGUCAUGUUGCCAACAGCUGUGGUUGGGGUGGUCGCUGGCAGGAGGGGACCAUAUCUCAGAAUGGCCCAUUAUUUCUAUUUUACAAAUGAGCAAAUUGAGGCAUAGAGAGUUAGAUAACUUGCCCAGGUUACACAGAUUGUAAGUUGAUGAAGCUGGGAUUUGAAUCUUCACGUGUGUACUUAUAAAUACAAAUGCAAGGAAAA